GGGAAGGGCGGGUAAAUAGGAUCGAUCGCAAUUCAUGCUUGUGUCUGAAGCCAGUGACUGCACUGUCAUUUUCACCACCCUGGCUUUCAUCUCUCUCUCCGGUAACAAGAACCGUCGGAAAAGAAAAUACAGGCCCAUGGAGAGUGAGGCGUGGAAGGCACACGUGGCUAUGGUCUGCGUGCAAUUGUUCAACGGAGGUUAUCACGUGAUAACCAAAGUAGCUCUCAACGUCGGCGUAAACCAACUGGUCUUCUGCGUCUUUCGUGAUCUCAUUGCUCUCUCUAUUCUCGCUCCUCUUGCUUAUAUCCGUGACAAGAAGACAAGACCUCCUUUGAACCGACGCUUUCUCUUAGCUUUCUUCUUCCUCGGCUUAACUGGGAUAUUUGGGAAUCAGCUCUUGUUCCUGGUCGGUCUCAAUUACACCAAUCCCACUUAUGCUGCAGCCAUUCAGCCCUCUAUUCCCGUUUUUACUUUCAUCUUGGCUCUCAUUAUGGGAACAGAGAGAUUGAAUUUAUUCAAACUAGAAGGUCAAGCUAAGGUAGGAGGUACGCUGGUCUGUGUCGCUGGGGCCGUGUUGAUGGUUUUGUUUCGCGGACCGGCUUUGUUUGGGGAAACAGAGGUUGAGUUCUUGGGUCAUGGUGAAAUAAGACACCCUGAAGCAUCUGGAUCUGGACACUUGGUGUCUAGCUUUCUCAGUGGAAUUGGGAGAUGGAAUCUGGGAGUUUUGUGUUUGAUUGGGAACUGCACUUGCAUGGCUGCUUUUCUUGCUAUUCAGGCUCCAGUCCUAAAGAAGUAUCCGGCAAAUCUUUCAGUGACAGCAUACUCGUAUUUCUUUGGGACCAUGUUCAUGGUGACAUCAGCUUUUUUCAUGACCAAUGAGUCAACCAACUGGAGUCUCACACGAUCCGAAUUCUUUGCAGUUGUCUACGCAGGAGUAAUUGCAUCUGCCCUUAACUAUGGUCUCUUGACGUGGUCAAAUAAGAUUUUGGGUCCUUCCUUGGUUGCUCUUUAUAACCCCCUUCAACCUGCAGCCUCAGCCUUCUUGUCCAGAAUCUUCCUAGGAAGCCCUAUCUACUUGGGGAGCAUUUUAGGCGGAUGUGCAAUCAUCGCAGGUCUUUACAGUGUCACUUGGGCGUCUUACAAGGAAAAGAAAGCUGCAGCAACUGGUAACAUCCCGAUCACCUCAAAGGAAGCUGAACCCUUGAUCUACAAAGACCAUAAGAACAAACCAAUGGGACAUCUAUUCACCAACAUUCCCAUCUCUUCACCAAAAUCUGCUGAUUGAAUCAAAAGCCCGGCUUCUUGAAAUAGCUUGAGCGUGCUGUGAUGUUUUAUUGAUCUCCUUUUGAGGCACUAGUGACUAUUAUACUUUUCAAACAGUAUAUAUCUAUGUAUGCGUGUGUGUGUGUGUGUAAACACAUCAACAUUUACAUGCCUUAAGCACAACAGAGUCUUGACUAUCA
This is a messenger RNA of Brassica napus (rape), 1463 nucleotides long. Its product is annotated as WAT1-related protein At3g45870. NCBI's taxonomy places the organism in Eukaryota, Viridiplantae, Streptophyta, Magnoliopsida, Brassicales, Brassicaceae. The record is from RefSeq and is a predicted model, not a curated record. The transcript has 7 exons. Gene Ontology annotation, molecular function: transmembrane transporter activity. Gene Ontology annotation, cellular component: plasma membrane. Bases 35 to 1285 code for a protein of 416 amino acids.